This is a messenger RNA of Mirounga angustirostris (Northern elephant seal), 290 nucleotides long. RefSeq names its product small nuclear ribonucleoprotein E-like. The record is from RefSeq and is a predicted model, not a curated record. The transcript has a single exon. Gene Ontology annotation, molecular function: RNA binding. Gene Ontology annotation, cellular component: U1 snRNP; pICln-Sm protein complex; U4/U6 x U5 tri-snRNP complex. NCBI's taxonomy places the organism in Eukaryota, Metazoa, Chordata, Mammalia, Carnivora, Phocidae. Bases 12 to 290 code for a protein of 92 amino acids. Gene Ontology annotation, biological process: spliceosomal snRNP assembly; mRNA splicing, via spliceosome.
CGGCUUCCACCAUGGUGUAUGGUGGCCAGGGCCAAAAAGUGCAGAAGGUGGUGGUUCAGCCCAUCAACCUCAUCUUCAAAUACUUGCAAAAUAGAUCUCGUAUUCAGGUGUGGCUUUAUGAGCAAGUGAACAUGCGAAUAGAGGGCCGUAUCAUUGGUUUUGAUGAGUACAUGAACCUCGUAUUAGAUGAUGCCGAAGAGAUUCAUUCUAAAACAAAGUCAAGAAAACAACUGUGUCAGAUCAUGCUAAAAGGAGACAAUAUUACCCUUCUCCAAAGUGUCUCCAACUAG